UCGCUAUCGUUUUGUUGCUGGUCUUUUUUCAAUUCGUUGAACGAACACGAAGCAAACCAUAGGUGUUGGUUUUGUCGUAGUGCAGUCGCAUUGUCGUUUUCUAGCGUGUGUUUUUUUGUUGCUCCUCUAUGUCUACUUUUUCCUCGCAUUUCUUGUGUCGAUUUGAAAUCGAGCGGAGGUAGCAGUCAGUACCAUUCCUAGCUCGAGCUAACGUACAACAGGACGCUUCCCCGUGUGCAAUGGUUUACAUCAAGAAUAGAGAAGAAGGCGCCUAGGAAUCGAUCCAACGCAGUUUUAAGUUUGAAGGCAUCGUAUCUAUAAAUAUCAAGAAAGCAAAACAUGUCAAGUGCAGGGAAGGGCGGUUGCAGUUCCAGCGUGGCUGCAGCCGCGGCUGGCGACGACAACGGGAACGUGGCACCUGGUGAACGACCAGAAAACCGCAGUACAACAUCUCUCCCGGUCACCAUCCGAAACCUGGCCAACCACGCGGACGGCGACCUCGAUGUUGUUGCACUCAUCGAAAAUUGCAACACUGACGGCGCAUUUAUUACAGCGAAGGAGCUGAAGCGGGCCAUCGCGGCUGGGAUGAAUGCGGCCGACAAAACGAAGAAGCAGUGCUGUGCUUCGACCCGUCCACCAGUGCACUGGGAGCACAUCCGGCUUGCGCAAAAAGUGGAAGACAAUAACAGCGCGGACCCGCAGACCGAUGCCACCUCCGGAGGUGAAGACAUUGUAGUUGGAAAUGAGGACGAGAAUGAAAACAGCCCGUGUCGGUCUCCGUCAGCUAGUCGCGGUCUCAACUUAGAACCCGUAACGGAUGACGAGAAAACGUUUGAGCGCAGUCGCGAAUUUCUUGAAGCCGACAUCCUGUACUGCUACAUCGAUUUUAAGCCGUUUGAAGACCGCGGUGCGCUGAAUCACGCGGUCAACCUGCUCUUGGAGGCGCGGAUGGAAAUAGAUACGUACGAUACGUUGUUUCCAAUGACUAUCGCCGAAAGGCGCCGGUAUGAAGCCGCGCGAAUGCCGGUUCCAGCACUAGCGGAGAUCAACACCGCGUCGGGGGCUAUCAUGGAACAGUGUAAGACCAUCGCCGAUGUGGAGGAGAUUUACGGGCCGGCGCGAGUAUGGGAUGUGUCCCAACUCGAAAGCUUGGCGCUUUUGUUUUGCCUUCAUGGCACAAACAGAUUCAACUUAGACAUCUCGGGAUGGAACGUCGCAGGAGUCAAGGACUUCUACGGCAUGUUUUCCGGGUGCGAACAGUUUAACCAGCCCAUUGGCGCCUGGAAUAUGGGAUGCGCCGAAAUAACCUGCAGCAUGUUUCGUGACUGCUGCAAGUUCAACCAGGAGCUCAACGGCUGGGACCUCCGCAAUGUAGACGACUUUGCCGACAUGUUUUGCAUGUGCACGGACUUCGCGAUUUCAAACCUGGUUGCCUGGGACACGACUGCCGUCCAAGAUACAUCGGGGAUGUUCGCCGCAAGGUCAUCGAAAAAUAGCUCCAUCGUGGGCGACGUGCGUGAGAUUUUGGAGUCGCGCGCCCGGCCGCGACAGCGCCAGGAGCCAGACGGUACUUCUAGCAGAAGUCUUGUUUAUUACAAACCCUGGGAGCUCCCGCAGCUGCGUGUGGCAGCCGGAAUGUUCGGGACUGCAUUAGUAGAUGAGUCUCCUGCCGGCCGUAUGGAUGCGGCGACGCUGCGAGCCAUGUUCGGCGACGAGCAUUGGAAGGCAGUGGUGGGGACCACCCGGGAGAGCCUGUCCGCCUGCAGUGCCUUCGACGCGGAAAAUUACCUAGCAAGCGCGAACGGUCACCGUGCCUCGCACAACCUGUUCGUCCUUCCGAACGAGGGAGCAGAGGUGCUUUUCGAUCCUUCGGUGGGUCGGUUUCGCGGGGGGCUUGCCUUCACCGUGAGCAUUCGGACGCACACGAAGAUUCCGCUGACGAACUUCUGGAAGAAGUACUUACCCAAGACGGUUCUUGACAACGGAUUGGUUCCCCUGCAAAUUAUGCCCGAGCGCGAUCUCUACCACCCGAUCCAGUAUUCGUCUCCGCCGAAUCCGAAGCGAAACAAGGGCGAACACGUCGAUCCGCUAUCAGCUGCAACCAAGUUUGUCGACCUGCAUUCGAGGGAACCACGGAUUCGUGCUCUCAUGCGAGCAUGGAGAAAUCGUAGAAAGCAAGAGGUAAUUCCAGCAGAAGAUGAUUUUUAGUAUUUUUCUUUGCAUGUUGGUGCGCGUAUCCGCAUCAUGAUCCUGUUUUUGAUAUGCGUCGCUGAUCUGUUUAUAAAAUUCUUGUCUUCACAUUCAUGGACACUUCAGGAGGAGUUGGCGCGUCAGAAGCUGAACGGGCGGCUUUCACAACGCAUGAGCCUCCGGGAGUUUUUUCUGAAUCAACUUCAUGUUUCCGAGGAAUGGUUUGACCUUGUCACGGAGCGGUUAUUCCUGGUCGCGUCAGAACUUUCCGAGGUCCUGGAUCUGGAGAAGGUCAUGAAGCUACUGGCGGCCGAUGACUUUCCCGCGGUUUGCUUGCGAAUUUUUCCUGCAUUUUGCCGGAUCGUCAAGCUGCACCGGGAAGCACCACCGGAUUACCACGAAGUGCGGUACCAUGCGGUCAUGCUGGAAGACGCGGUGUGCUCAAUCAUCACCGCUGCGAGAUUGUUUCCGGAGAUCCAAAGACUCUUGCCGGGCUCCCUCGACGACAACAAGCUCAGUGCAUGGCUGGAACAGGAAGAAGUGGUGGUGAAGUGGCUCCAAAGUAGUAGUGGUCGGAGACUGCCCGCUUUUCCGAUGCCCGAGUACGUCAGGGAUACGGCAGACGAAAAUCCGCCGGGGCACAAGUACGAAAUUGUAAAAGAAGACUUUCGACGACAUGCAAUUCUGGAAGAUGCUCGUGGAACCCCGUUUGUCGCGGAAUAAUCGGACGUGGUCAAUGCGAUGGAGCAGGCAGCUAGGUUUUGGAUUUUGGAAGAAUGGAAAACGCUUUUGGUAGUCGUAGAGUGUUUAUUGCUGUAAUUUUUUGGCAAAAUGAAAAUGUUGAACUGGUAUUGGAAUACUUAUAAUAUGUUGCUGUAGUCCUAGUCGUGGUGAACACACGAUGACAGUGAAGACGAUUCAGUAAGGUAUCUCCUGCUUGUACGAUGAGGUAGGGCCGACGCACCUGUCAGAAGGAAAAGCGUCGACACACGGAACUACCUCCUGAUCAAGAUUUCGUCAGUGAUUGUUUCGUUUCCGCAGUAUGAAAUGAAAAAGUGGAAGAUUUUGAUUUGUCCAAACGCGAAGAUUUCGCGCUGGCAGCCGGUUCCGCUUCGAAAUUCGCCUUAGGCUCAGUGAAGAUGCCACUUCUUCUUUUUGGUGGCUGGUACUAUCCACUACUGCAGGGAGGCUCUUGUAACUUGUAUUUGUAACCAAUACGCGAAGGCUCGUCUCACUUCUACGUCGAUUUGGAAGCGUGGUC
Amoebophrya sp. A120 is the source of this 3451-nucleotide messenger RNA. The record is from the annotation of a GenBank genome assembly. NCBI's taxonomy places the organism in Eukaryota, Dinophyceae, Syndiniales, Amoebophryaceae.